UUCGAGCCUGCAAAACCACGAGCCAGUCUGAAUGAUUUCCUUGUCAUUGAUUCUGCCGUUUACGCCGUUUUCCCAUUGAAUUGGCCGCUACAUGGCGGUUUUCUUGCCUAUUUUGUUAGUGAUAAGAAACAUACAAAAAAACACAAAUACAUUAUUUUUUUCUUUAAUUCGGCAGCUGUUGGAGCUGGCAGAGUGAAGAGGGAUGGCACUGCGCUGGACGUUGUCCGUAUGUGUGUCCUCCUCGGUGGUCUAUUAAGGUUUUAAUUAGCCGAUACGAUGGCUAUGGUUGACAUUUUAGACUGUUGUCGUGGGACUGGGACUGCACCGCCCCGAUAUGGAAAAGCACCCCUGGUUUGAAGACCUCUGAUCCCAUCGGCUCCUUGGUCAGCCAGGUGACAGUCGGUUAACUGAGGAAGGAGAGAGCACACUGAAACAAGAAGAGCCACUUGCCCUGCUUCCCGAUCACCAUGUCUAUACCCAGCAUCAGCCCCGACCGAGAGGGCUCCAGUGGGGUUCCUUCACACCUAGAGUGCCCCUCCUCUCCUCCCGGUUUAGAUCCUGAUCCGCUGUCGACUGGGAGCCCAGUCCUCAGCCCAGACUCCUCUUCCCAUGAUGCAGUGCUGUCAGCGCCAGCAAUGUCACCGGCAGACUCGGAGAACCUCAGUCCAGAUGAACUGGAGCUGCUAGCCAAACUGGAGGAGCAGAACAGGUUACUGGAGGCUGACUCCAAGUCCAUGCGCUCCAUGACAGGCUCACGACGCAACAGCGGCUCUUCGCUGGUGUCGAGUUCCUCCGCCUCCUCCAAUCUGUCCCACUUGGAGGAGGACACCUGGAUCCUUUGGGGUCGUAUCGUCAACGAGUGGGAGGAGUGGAGACGCAAAAAGGACAAACUCCUCAAGGAGUUAAUUAGGAAGGGCAUUCCCCAUCACUUCCGUGCCAUUGUGUGGCAGCUGCUGGGCAACGCCACGGACAUGCCGGUGAAAAAUCAGUAUUCAGAACUACUGAAGAUGUCAUCCCCUUGCGAGAAGCUCAUCCGCAGAGACAUUGCACGCACCUACCCUGAGCAUGAGUUCUUCAAAGGUCAGGACAGCUUGGGCCAGGAGGUCCUCUUCAACGUCAUGAAGGCGUACUCCCUUGUGGAUCGAGAGGUGGGCUACUGCCAAGGCAGUGCAUUCAUUGUUGGUCUGCUACUUAUGCAGAUGCCUGAAGAGGAGGCGUUUUGCGUCUUUGUGCGUCUGAUGCAGGAAUACCGUCUUCGAGAGCUCUUCAAACCCAGCAUGGCCGAACUGGGCCUCUGCAUCUACCAGUUUGAAUAUCUGCUGCAGGAGCAACUUCCAGAGCUUAACGUCCAUUUCCGGUCCCAGAGUUUUCAUACAUCCAUGUAUGCGUCAUCCUGGUUCCUCACCUUGUUCCUCACCUUCCUCCCUCUGCCUGUUGCCACACGUAUAUUUGAUAUUUUUAUGUACGAGGGCUUGGAGAUCAUCUUCCGUGUGGGCAUGGCCAUCCUGCAAUACAACCAGACAGACCUCAUUCAGCUGGACAUGGAGGGCAUGUCGCAACAUUUCCAGAAGGUGAUCCCCCACCAGUUUGACAGCUGCCCAGACAAGCUGAUCCUCAGGGCCUACCAGAUCAAAUACAACCCCAAGAGAAUGAAAAAGCUUGAGAAAGAAUAUACCACCAUCAAAAACAAAGAAAUGGAGGAGCAAAUUGAGAUCAAGAGGUUACGUACAGAAAACCGGCUGCUGAAACAGCGGAUUGAGACCUUAGAGAAGGAGAGUGCUGCUCUGGCAGAUAGACUCAUACAGGGUCAAGUGACCAGGGCACAGGAAGCGGAGGAGAACUACGUGAUCAAGCGUGAGCUGGCAGUGGUGAGGCAGCAGUGUAGCACAGCCAGCGAGAGCCUGGAGAAAGCGCAGGACACCAUCAGAGAGCUACAGCAACAAAAGUACACAGAGCAGUUUGUGAGCGGUCUGCAGACGCAACUGGAGCAGUCCAAGCUGCGUGAGGCCGAGCUGCUGGGAGCACUGAAGGAAAUGCAGGACAAGGUGCUCGAUCUGGAGAAGAGAAGCAACUGUUUACCUGAUGAAGACAACAUGGCGGCUCUGCAGGAAGAGGUGAAGCAGAUGAAACUGAGGGAGCUGGAGACACUGCGCUCUUUCAGAGAGAUGCAGGACUCCGUCACUGAGCUCAAUCAGCGGUGGCAGCAUCACAUGUCCCGCAGUGGCAGCACAGGUGGCGGUGGCAGCCACUGGAAGGAAUCACCAAAGAAGAACGCAAUGAAUGAGCUGCAAGACAAACUGAUGACCGUCCGACUGAGGGAGGCACAAGCCCAGGCUGAGCUUCGAGAAGUCAAACUGAAAGCUGUUCAACUGGAGAGCCAGAAUCAGAUCCACAACAAACAGAUCGGCCGCCAUGAGCAGGAGCGUUCCGCCCUCCAGGAUCGGCUCCAGAUGCUGUCCAAUCAGAAUAAAGCUGUUCAGGCCCAGCUCAAUGAGAUGAAACGGAAGCAGGCCGAGUGGGAUUGCAAGAGUAAAGAGGAGGUGAUGGCGGUGCGCCUGAGGGAAGCAGACAGCAUGGCUGCCAUGGCUGAGCUCAGGCAAAAGAUAGCCGAGCUCGAGAUACAGAAGGAAGAAGGGCUGAUCCAGGGCCAGCUGAACCACUCUGACUCCAGACAGUAUAUCAACCGGCUCAGGGACCAGAUCACUGAGCUCAAAAAUGAGAUCAGGCAGUUGCGUGGGCAGAAGGCGGGGGCACCCAGCUCCAGACUCACUACAGGAGGCACCAACUAUCAAGAUCUCUGCCUGGCCAGCCCUGCUUCAGCAGAAGGGGACUACCUAAGCUCAGACGACGACCUCCUCCACAGCCCGCUCCCCGCUAAUGCCCUUUACCCAGCCAUAGCGGGCCCGUGUCACUCGUCCCCCCGCCUGGAUAGUGAAGGUAGCACAGACAGCGAGGCAGAGGAGCGGAUAGCACCCGACCCUCAGCAGCUCUACGGCAGCAUGGUGUGUGCCAAGGCGAUGGAGAAUUAAGGCCUGGAGGAAGAGGAGUUCACUGACACGGACAGACCUGCUCCUUUAGCGCCUCAGAAACUGUUCUAUAUAGUACAUAUCUAACUCAAGACACAAAAUGGGCUGAAACUGGACUUGCUGCUCAAGAUGGACCACUUGUCCUAAAUCUGUUGACCAUGGCAAACAAAAAGUACAGCCCUUCUAUAACUCUCGUUCCAGAUUGGGAUCCACUGUCGGACAUGUUAUUGUCCUGUCAUGAGAAAAGUACACACGUCCCUCACUACUAAAGGUCUAUCAGCCAUCCACGGAGCCCAUCCAUGCUAAUUGGAAGAGACCUGAGGAGCAGAAGAACACAUCCAGUGGAAUAUCACCAAAUACGUACAUCUUGUUCUCAUAACCAUUUCAACAUGUUUCACAACACACACAAGGCGUUCAAAGUGCAAAGAUAUUCAAAAAAAGUUGCCAAAUCUUUUUUUUUGUAUUUUAAAGUAAUUUAUAUGUUAUGUAAUUUAUUUUGAUAUGUUUUUUUUUU
Messenger RNA from Doryrhamphus excisus (bluestripe pipefish), 3540 nucleotides. RefSeq names its product ecotropic viral integration site 5 like (gene evi5l). Lineage: Eukaryota; Metazoa; Chordata; Actinopteri; Syngnathiformes; Syngnathidae. Gene Ontology annotation, biological process: regulation of GTPase activity. Gene Ontology annotation, molecular function: GTPase activator activity; small GTPase binding. The record is from RefSeq and is a predicted model, not a curated record.